GGGGGCAGUGGAUCCCCAUCCCUGGAGCUGUGCCCUUGGGGACGUGGCUUGUUGGUGACCUCGGCUUUGGCUCAGUGCUCCAGGAGAGCUUUUCCAACGUGAACAAUUCCACGAUUCCCCCUCAGGACAAGGUGCAGCUGCUCCUGUGCAUCAUCCCUGGUGGCAGGGACGACGUCUACGGGGCCAUCAAGAAGCUUUGCUGUGUGCAGAGCCCUGUGCCCUCCCAGGUCAUCAAUGCCCAGUCCCUCAUGGGCCACCCUGGCAAGAUCAGGAGCGUGGUGCAGAAAGUUCUGCUGCAGAUCAACUGCAAGCUGGGCGGGCAGCUCUGGGGGGUUGAUAUCCCACUGAAGCAGCUGAUGGUGGUGGGCAUGGACAUCCACCACAGCAGGAGCCACGGCAUGCGCUCUGUCAUCGGCUUCGUGGCCAGCAUGAACCACAUCCUCACCAAGUGGUACUCCAGGGUGGUUUUCCAGAUGCCCCACCAGGAAAUCGCCGACAGCCUCCGGCUCUGCCUCUCCCAAGCCCUCAAACGAUUCUACGAGCUGAACCAUUCCCUGCCCAUGAAGAUCGUGGUGUACCGGGAUGGGGUGUCCGACCCUCAGCUGGACACUGUGCUCAAGUACGAGGUGCCCCAGCUCCAGAAGAGCUUCCACACCUUCCAAAAUUACCAGCCCAGCCUCGUGGUCGUGGUGGUGCAGAAGCAGCUGAGCACCAACUUCUACUGCCUGACAGGAGAGGAGUUUGUGUCCCCUCCCCUGGGCACCGUCAUCGACCACGGCGU
Molecule: messenger RNA, 781 nt
Organism: Zonotrichia albicollis (white-throated sparrow)
Lineage: Eukaryota; Metazoa; Chordata; Aves; Passeriformes; Passerellidae
Source: RefSeq, a predicted model, not a curated record